Molecule: messenger RNA, 3114 nt
Organism: Xenopus tropicalis (tropical clawed frog)
Lineage: Eukaryota; Metazoa; Chordata; Amphibia; Anura; Pipidae
Product: oocyte zinc finger protein XlCOF7.1-like
Exons: 4
Coding region: 1-2322 (773 amino acids)
Cellular component (GO): nucleus
Source: RefSeq, a predicted model, not a curated record
AUGGGAAUGUGGGAGGAAGCGAGUGACCCAGUGAUGGGGAAGAAGGAUAAAAAUGAGGAGCGGAAGGAGAGAAUCCUGAAUCUCACACUGGAGAUUAUCUAUCUGCUGACUGGAGAGGGCUACGUCAUCCCUAAGAAGAAGAGCCCAACUGUGGGUUUGGGGGCCCUGCAUGCCCCUGGCUCCGUCAUACAGAAGGAAAAUGACAAGAAGAUCCUGGAACUCAUCUCCAACAUCAUCCAGCUGCUGACUGGAGAGGUUGCCAUAAGGUGUGAGGAUGUUUCCAUCUAUUUUUCCUUGGAGGAGUGGGAGUAUAUAAAAGGAAACAAGGCCCUUUACAGGGAAGGGAUAAAGGAGGAGGAGGAGGAGCCCCAGCAGCUCCGCCCACUGGCCUGUGAGUAUAAAGAUGGGAGCGAUGUUACAGCACAUACGGAAGCAACUUUAUGUUGUAAUAAUGAUGGGAAUCUCACAAACCCUGAUGUUUCUCCAGCGGAACAGCCCCCACCGGCCAAUGUGAUUAAAGAGGAACCGGCUUCAUGGGAAGGGGGAAACCAAUCAGAUUGCAGCAUUAAUCCCCUUACAGAACAGAUACAGGGAACAGACACGCCUACUCCUAUCAUGGGGUGCAGCCUGAAUAACAGCUCGGCAGAGGAUUAUAUAUCAGUUGGUAUUAAAGAGGAAGAAUCUUCAUGGGAUGGGGGAAACCAAUCAGAUUGCAGCAUUAAUCCCCUUACAGAACAGAUACAGGGAACAGACACGCCUACUCCUAUCAUGGGGUGCAGCCGGAAUAGUAUAAAAAUGGAGGGUAAAAAAUAUGAUGAAAAUUCCCUCCAAUCUCCACAUAAAUCUCACAUUACAAAAAAUACAUUAUGUAGGAAAUACAGCUGCAAUGAGAAUCAGAAACUCUUUUUCAGAAACUCAAUUCAAUCAAAAUUUAAACGCCAUCCAGUAACCCACACAGGGGAGAAACCAUUUUCUUGUUCUGAAUGUGGGAAAUGUUUUACAAACAAAUCUGACCUUAAACGCCAUCAAAUAACCCACAGAGGAGAGAAACCUUUUUCUUGUUCUGAAUGCAAGAAAUGUUUUUCAAGGCAAUCUAACCUUGCUUGUCAUCAAAGAACUCACACAGGGGAGAAACCAUUUUCUUGUUCUGAAUGUGGGAAAAGAUUUUUAACCCAUUCACACCUUGUUCGUCAUGAAAGGACCCACACAGGGGAGAAACCAUUCUCUUGUUCUCAAUGUGGGAAAUGUUUUGCAAACCAAUCUGACCUUGAUCGUCAUCAAAGGACUCACACAGGGGAGAAAACAUUCUCUUGUUCUGAAUGUGGGAAAUGUUUUUCACAGCGAUCUAACCUUGAUCGUCAUCAAAGGACUCACACAGGGGAGAAACCAUUUUCUUGUUCUGAAUGUGGGAAAUGUUUUUCUAACGAAUAUCACCGUGAUCGUCAUCAGAGAAUUCACACAGGGGAGAACCCAUUUUCUUGUUCUGAAUGUGGGAAAUGUUUUUCAAAGCAAUCUAACCUUGAUCGUCAUCAAAGGACUCACACAGGGGAGAAACCAUUUUCUUGUUCUGAAUGUGGGAAAUGUUUUUCUAACGAAUAUCACCGUGAUCGUCAUCAGAGAAUUCACACAGGGGAGAACCCAUUUUCUUGUUCUGAAUGUGGGAAAUGUUUUUCAAAGCAAUCUAACCUUGAUCGUCAUCAAAGGACUCACACAGGGGAGAAACCAUUUUCUUGUUCUGAAUGUGGGAAAUGUUUUUCUAAUGAAAAUCACUGUGAUUGUCAUCAAAGGACUCACACAGGGGAGAAACCAUUUUCUUGUUCUGAAUGUGGGAAAUGUUUUUUAAACCAUUUCCACCUUGCUCGUCAUCAAAGGAUUCACACAGGGGAGAAACCAUUCUCUUGUUCUCAAUGUGGGAAAUUUUUUUCUAACGAAUAUCACCGUGAUCGUCAUCAGAGAAUUCACACAGGAGAGAAACCAUUUUCUUGUUUUGAAUGUGGGAAAUGUUUUUCUAGCGAAUAUCACCGUGAUCGUCAUCAGAGAAUUCACACAGGGGAGAAACCAUUUUCUUGUUCUGAAUGUGGAAAAUGUUUUUCAAACCAAUGGCACCUUAAAAUUCAUCAUAGAAGCCACACAGGGGAGGCACCAUUUUCUUGUGAAUGCGGGAAAUGUUUUACAAAUCGAUUUAACCUUGAUCGUCAUCAAAGGACUCACACAGGGGAGAAACCAUUUUCUUGUUCUGAAUGUGGGAAAUAUUUUUCUAACGAAUAUCACCGUGAUCGUCAUCAGAGAAUUCACACAGGGGAGAACCCAUUUUCUGAAUGAGGCUAAUGAUUUGUAUUGAACAGUAGUCUAAAAAUACUCUUUCACACAUGAGAAAAACUGUAAACUUGUUUUACAAAUGAGGCAUCAGGCAAACAUUCUUAUGUCCACCAAAAAAUGUUUCUUUAAGAGAACCCUUAGACCAGGGAUCCCCAACCUUUCUUACUUGUGAGCCACAGUCAAAAGUAAAAAGACUUGGAAAGCAACACAAGCUCCAUAAAAGUUCAUGGAGGAGCCAAAUAAGGUCUGUGAUUGGCUAUUAGGGGCCUUUAUGCACCCUAUCAGCUUACAGGGGGCUUUAUUUGGUAGGUAAUCUUGUUUUAUCACUGCCUUAGACCAACACUUUGCAGUCACCUGAUGGGCACUGGGCAAUUCUGAGACUGGGGGGGCACCAAAGCAGAAUGCACCAUAAGUACCUUCCCCCAGCACUGGCUCUGCUUUGGGAACUGAGGAGCCCUCUGGAAUAUAUCUCCCCCUCCCCCCAACAGAUAAUAUUCUGGGUUUUAUUGAACAAGAAGGGACAUAUUCCAAGGGGUAUGAGCCCCCCAGGGUAUCACUUGGGCAGAUGCUGUUCCCUAAUGCUCACACAGUAGGUAACAUAAUGGGGAUAUACCCAGCUGGGAAUGACUUGCCGGGUACAUAUGCUCUUACUGGGUAAAUAUAAAGCCUAUAACAUCAUCUUGUCAUUAUUAACCCAAUGUCAUUUCCAAUGGGGCAUUAGUUGAGAUGAAAGGAAAUAGGGUUACACCAUUAUCCUAUAAAGGGCCUCUUUAAAUUAAAUCAAUUUUGUGAAAA